AAAAAAAAGGAUAUUUAUUAUAAAAGAUUUCACUUGAUCAAUUUCUCUUCAUCAAAUUUUUUGAAAUAUAAAAAUUUACAAGAUAUUUAUUAUUAAUUUAUUUCACGCAAAUGGAUCAGAAUUAUAGUGAUAGUGAUAUUAACAAUUACCCCAAUAGCUUACAGCAUGUAAGUUCAACUUGCAACUACACCGAUUCAUUUUAUGAGGAUGAUACUGUUGUUCCGAAUAAUGAACAAUCGUCUUCUUACGCCGCACAAUAUAUUGAUGAUAACGAAGAUAUCAAUAGAUUCGACUAUACUGAUUCCACUGUCAGCUCUUCUCCCUCUACCACGGAUAAUGCUAAUUUCAAUGGAUUCAAUAAUAAUAUUGGAUUUAACAAUAAUAUAAACGUAACCUCAACGUCUUACAACUGUAUUAAUACAACUAUUUCAGAUAAAAACAAAUUGUUCCCUAACUUUGAUGACACACAAUAUAUUGAUAAUAAUGACAAUUUCAAUAAUAAUGAUCAUUCAAAUGAUUUACGGGUUCCAACUUCUUACAACUCUGAUUCCACUAUUCCAAGAUAUGGCAUACAAUACAUUGACGAUAAUGCUGGAUUUAACGAUAAUGGAUUCAAUAACGAUACUUCAAAUGGUUUACACCAAACAGAUGUAACGUCAAUUGCUCCGUAUAUUGAACAACCAUUCAUGUCUUCCAACACUUAUUAUUGCGCACAAUGUUCCGAUAGAGCCCAAACCUUUAAAUUUGAAAUUCCUGGAUUCGAAAUAAUUGUAAGACCAAAAAAAUCUUAUUAACAUCAAUUUUAAAAAAAGGAUCUUUUAUCUUUAUUAUAUCAACACAUUAUAUAAUUUAUUAAAUAUCAG
Rhizophagus irregularis DAOM 181602=DAOM 197198 is the source of this 863-nucleotide messenger RNA. RefSeq lists its product as uncharacterized. Lineage: Eukaryota; Fungi; Glomeromycota; Glomeromycetes; Glomerales; Glomeraceae. The record is from RefSeq and is a predicted model, not a curated record.